Messenger RNA from Sinocyclocheilus grahami, 3404 nucleotides. Its product is annotated as myomesin-1. The transcript is spliced from 32 exons. The coding region runs from base 185 to 3382 and encodes 1065 amino acids. Gene Ontology annotation, molecular function: protein binding. NCBI's taxonomy places the organism in Eukaryota, Metazoa, Chordata, Actinopteri, Cypriniformes, Cyprinidae. The record is from RefSeq and is a predicted model, not a curated record.
UUAUUUUUGAUGUGUGGACAGCAGCUCCCGUUCACAGCGCCGCGCCAGUUUGCGUCUUUGCUUGGAUUUGGAUCUUGGUUGGGCUCCUGACGCGCUGCUCUGCGGUCCGGCUCUGAGCUGCUUGCAGACCUUUGGCAAGAAAGUUUUGAAUCUUCUGACUAAAAGAGCUUGAGAACUGAAGACAAUGUCAGGAUCGAUACCGUUCUACCAGAAACACCACCGCCAUUAUGAUCGCGGCUACCGUAGCCGAGAGACGGAGUCUGCUAUCAGCCAAUACCAGCAGAGCUCUAAUACUUACUCUUCACAUAGCAGCAAAAGCACCAAGGGCAUCAGAGCUGCCACAUACAUGGCUCUAGAUGAGGGUGGGCUGAGCCCUCUGCCCAAGAGAGCCAAACCAACCUAUCUGGCCAUGGACAAGGAGAACCAGAUCAUCGGUUAUGUGGUGCCCAUCUUCAGGGGCAGUCAUGAGUUUGAAAGCGGCCUAUCAGACACUGAGGAAGCGCGCGCAAAAGAGAGCGCCGGGUAUCUGGCUCGCCGUGACCUCUUCGCUAGAGGCAUGGAGUCGGAGCGCGUCGAACACAAGUCCCGCAGAACCGUCGUGAGGGAGUCUGCAGAGCGCAUCUCGCUUAGCAAGAGGAUCCAUGAGAACGAAGAGUACCAUAAGCGUCUGAACGAGGACAGCCUGAUGCACACGCCCGAGUUUGUGAUCAAGCCACGAUCUCACACUGUUUGGGAGAAACAGUGUGUGCGGCUGCACUGUACCAUCUCAGGAUGGCCUGAACCACGCGUUGUGUGGUACAAGAACAAUGUUAGCAUUGAUCCAAUGGCCAAGCCAGGGAAGUACAAAGUGGAGAGCAGCUACAGCGUCCACGCCCUGGAGAUUAACAAGUGUGACUUCGAUGACACUGCACAGUAUCGUGUGUCGGCCAUGAACAGCAAGGGCGAGACCUCUGCUUUUGCUUCUGUUGUCGUCAAAAGAUUCAAAGGAGAAGUUGAUGAGUCUCUGCCGUCUCCCAGACUCCAAAGCAGAAAGUUCGGCUUCGAAGCACUUUGUCUGGAGUACGGCGUGAAAUUCGAGACGCACAUUGUGGAGAAGUUUGGUGUGUCUUUUGGACUUGAGGGUGAGACGCUGAGUUUCGGCUGCUCUGUUAUCAUCUACCCGUCACUGCAGCGCUUCCAGCCUGAGAUAGAGUGGUACAGAGAUGAUAUCCCAUCAGCCCCAGGCCGUGUGGUUCCCACCCGCAAUACAGACACAUCUGUGGUGGUUUCAUGGGAAGCUUCACGUGACGUUAAAGAGCUGGUGGGCUACUACAUUGAGAGCAGCAUUGCAGGGAGCAACACUUGGGAGCCAUGCAACAACAAACCAGUUAAAUGCACAAGAUUUAUCUGUCAUGGCUUAACCACAGGCGAGAGUUACGUUUUCCGGGUAAGAGCCGUCAAUGCUGCGGGAAUCAGUGAAUUCUCACAAGAAUCAGAAGCCAUUACAGUUAAAGCUGCUAUUGCUUCACCCACUCCACCCUACGGCAUCACUGUGCUGGAGUGUGUGCGGGACUCGAUGGUACUAGCCUGGAAACAGCCCACUUUCAUCGGUGGCGCUGACAUCACUGGUUACUUCGUUGAUUACCGUGAGGUCAUCGGAGGAGUUCCAGGAAAAUGGCACGAGGCGAAUAUUAAGUCUGUUAGUGAGAGAGCUUAUAGAGUUUCAGAGCUUAAAGAAAACAUGCUGUACCAGUUCCAGGUACGUGCUGCCAACAUGGCUGGUGUGGGCAUCCCGUCUCUUCCCAGUGAGACAUUCAAGUGUGAGGAGUGGACUAUAGCUGUACCGGGACCACCCCAUGACCUCCAAGUACAGGAGGUGCGUAAGGACUCUCUGGUCUUGCUCUGGAAACCGCCUGUCUACCAGGGUCGUGAUCCUGUCAAUGGAUACUACAUUGAUAUCAAAGAGGCUGACGCAGACUUUGAGAUGUGGAGAGGAGUCAAUGAGAAAGCUACUGACAAGACAUUCAAGAAGAUCAAGGAUCUAAAGGAGGGGGAAUCGUAUGUUUUCCGUGUGCGCGCUCAGAACAAAGCUGGUGUAGGAAAAGCAUCAGAUCCAACAGAACCAGUUGAGGCAGUGACUAAACCAGGAACUACCGAGAUAGUUGUGAAUGUUGACGAUGACGGCGUCAUUUCACUGAAUUUUGAGUGCUCUAACCUCACCGCUGACUCCAAAUUCGUCUGGUCCAAGAACUACAUGGAAAUGACAGAACCUGAACGCAUGACCUUAGAGACCAAGGGUAACAAAUCCAAAGCCAUCUUUAAAACACCUUCAGAAGAAGAUCUGGGUAUCUACUCUUGUUUCGUGACACACACUGAUGGAGCCUCUGCCAGCUACACACUCUCUGAGGAAACUCUAAAAGAACUCCUGAAGAUCAGCCACGACCACAAAUUCCCCAGAACUACCGAGAUAGUUGUGAAUGUUGACGAUGACGGCGUCAUUUCACUGAAUUUUGAGUGCUCUAACCUCACCGCUGACUCCAAAUUCGUCUGGUCCAAGAACUACAUGGAAAUGACAGAACCUGAACGCAUGACCUUAGAGACCAAGGGUAACAAAUCCAAAGCCAUCUUUAAAACACCUUCAGAAGAAGAUCUGGGUAUCUACUCUUGUUUCGUGACACACACUGAUGGAGCCUCUGCCAGCUACACACUCUCUGAGGAAACUCUAAAAGAACUCCUGAAGAUCAGCCACGACCACAAAUUCCCCACAUACUUAUCCAAAGCCAUCUUUAAAACACCUUCAGAAGAAGAUCUGGGUAUCUACUCUUGUUUCGUGACACACACUGAUGGAGCCUCUGCCAGCUACACACUCUCUGAGGAAACUCUAAAAGAACUCCUGAAGAUCAGCCACGACCACAAAUUCCCCAUGUUCAAGCAGUUACAGAAGGAAUCGGAGUUCCAGAAAAAAGAAUGGGUUAGGAAACAAGGUCCACACUUCGUGGAGUAUCUCGGUUAUGAAGUCACACCUGAGUGCUGUGUGAGACUGAAGUGUAAGGUUGCUAAUAUGAAGAAAGACUCUGUGGCGCUGUGGUAUAAAGAUGGACGAGAGAUCAAGGUCAAUGAGAAACUGGAUUUCUCUGAAGGAGUGUUGACUUUGGAGAUCGCUCAGAUCUCCAGAAAGGAUGCUGGUAUAUAUGAAGUAGUUCUGAAGGAUGACCGAGGCAAAGACACCUCCACCCUCAACCUCACUGACCAAGGAUUCAAAGACCUGAUGAACCAGGUUUUCAGUGUUAUUGCGAACUCCUCCACUCCACUGAAGAUCCAGAGCACAGAGGAGGGCAUCAGGCUUUACACCUUCGUCAGCUACUACAACGACGAGCUGCAUGUCACCUGGCAUCACAAGUAAGAACACGUGACUGUGUUUAAAG